Molecule: messenger RNA, 1413 nt
Organism: Phytophthora nicotianae INRA-310
Lineage: Eukaryota; Oomycota; Peronosporomycetes; Peronosporales; Peronosporaceae
Exons: 4
Coding region: 41-1264 (407 amino acids)
Cellular component (GO): mitochondrial small ribosomal subunit
Molecular function (GO): structural constituent of ribosome
Source: RefSeq, a predicted model, not a curated record
AGGCAUUGCUAGCCACACCUUAUCGAGCCCCAAAGACUUCAUGAUGGCCAUGCGUGUGCUGACCAAGCGCCUGCCUGUGCGGCGCAUGCAGACCUCGGCGCUGCGUGCACUGUCCACGGAGGUUCCUCCCGUCGCUACUGCCACCGACGCCACGGCCGCUUCGGAGACGCCAGAGAUUGUGGAGAUCUCGGAGGAGGAAUUGGGCAACCUUGCCGGAGUGCCGAUCUCGCAGGCUACGGAGGCCCACCGCCUCAAGUUUUUCGCGUUCGCCAAGGAACAGCAGGAUCAGCUCUUCCCCGAGGGUGUUGGCCGCCGCAUGGAUGACACUUUUGACCUCGUUGGCCACCGCCACAUCAUGCUGCGUGAUACAACGCUGCAAAUUAUCUCGGCCAUGAAAGACUGGGAGACCGCCAAGAACGACUCAAUCGGCGCUUACCUGAUCGAUGGCGAACGCGGCACCGGCAAGAGCUUUGCGCUGCACCAGAUCGUGCAGUAUGCUCGUGAGAGCAACUGGGUGGUGCUCUACAUUCCCAACCCGCGCUCGUGGACCAACGAGGCUCCGUAUGUGAUGCAGUCGCCCUACCAGGAGGGUAAAUUCGACAUCGAUGUGUACGGUGUGGAUCUACUGCAGAAGUUCCUGCACUGCCAUGGUGAACAGCUCAAGUCCAUCCCGUUGCGCGGCAAAUACGCCGACCGCUACUACCCUACCGACAAGUACGAGUCCAAGCCUAAGAACGCUGCGGACUACAAGGACGCCGCCCUGACUCUGCGUGAUGUGGUUGUCGGUGGUGUGCGUGACGAGGAACUGGCAUGCCAGGCUGUGUGCGACCUGAAGGAGGAGUUGGCCCAGACCACAGAAUUCCCCGUGCUGAUUGCCAUUGACGACUACAACACUUGGUUCCAGCCGACUGUCUUUGGUUACGAGGGCAAGGAUGUGGCGGCCGAUGACAUUUCGGUGAUCGCUGCACUGAAGGACAUUGGCGCUAAGGGCUACAACGAGUCGCGCAAGCUCAAGAACGGUCUGUUCGUCGCUGCUGCGACGGAGAACUUCCCCACAAAGGUGCACUUCAAGCAGCAGGUGGACUACCGCAAGAUCCGCGCCACCAUGCGCACGUACACGCCCGAGGAGCUGUCCACUGUCGUCUCCUACUACAACCAAGUCAGCUUCCUGCACGACAAGCCCACGGACUCGCAGAUGGCGUACUUCAGGCUCAUGACCAAGUCGCUCCCUCUCCACGUGUUCGACCGCGCGUCGUUCUCUUAGAUUAUGAUGGUCCGUCUAGGGACCUAUCUUAGCAGCAAUGCAUCACAGGGAGAUGUUAGAAGAGCAUGACGAUGUUACCCAAUGUUACGCAUGUUACACUUUCAAGUGUUGUGUACAAAACAUAAAUUUGUGUUUAUCACGUAAUUGAG